AUGGUUUCUCCCAAGAACUUGCGCUCUGUACAGCGCAUAAUUUCCCUCCCUAUUACUCGCCCGCGAAACGCUUCAGCAGUUCUACCUAGCCUUAGUCAUAAAAACGCGUUUACUUUCUAUCAAUUUCAAGUAAAUCUCCCUCAAAUUAAGCGGGAAGAGCCAAGUCAACCAAGAUGGAAGCCGAAGGGAGGAUGGAUUCACUGGGCUCACGAAAAGGCUUCGAAUACCUGGGCAGGUUUCGGUAAAGCCCCAGAGGGUAAUUGGAAGUUGAAAGUUUUUCGAAUUGGAGAACGCCUAGUGGACCGAUUAGACUAUGAAGAACUGGCAUUGAAAGGCGUAGAUCCUUCAAUGGGUCCCACCAUCCUUCAUUUAGACAUUAGAGGGAAGGGAGUCGAGGAAACAGAUGAAAACAAGAAAGUCAUACUACCACUGUUGUACCCACCUUCGAUACAAAGCGCCGAGUCAUCGUUAUCCCAGCUACGGGAGCUCAUCCAUACGAGGGAGCCUAGACAUAAGAAAGGGUUCUGGACUUGGAUGAUCAUAGCUCCAUUUACUGCUCCGUUUAUGAUCAUACCGAUCAUACCCAACCUACCGUUCUUCUUUUGUGUGUGGCGUUCAUGGUCACAUUAUAGAGCAUACAGAGCUUCUCAAUAUCUCGCGGCUCUUAUCAAACAUGGACAUGUAGUUUCUGCUCCCAGUUUAGAACUUGACGCGCUUUACAAGAAAUAUACCCCGAAGUCCUUGACUUCAACAUCCACUCGACCAGCACCCUUAUCUCAUCAGCCGUCGUCCCCACAUGCUUCAUCACACUCGGAAACAGAGAACAUUGAGCUACUGCUCACUAGAGACGCUGUCCCCGACAUCGUAUCAACAUUCUCCCUGGAGGAAAGUUCUGCAUCCGAUAUGUACCGUGCAAUUGAGCAGGCACGAAUUCGAACCAAAACUUCAACAACAUAA
Molecule: messenger RNA, 957 nt
Organism: Lentinula edodes (shiitake mushroom)
Lineage: Eukaryota; Fungi; Basidiomycota; Agaricomycetes; Agaricales; Omphalotaceae
Product: mitochondrial K+-H+ exchange-related-domain-containing protein
Exons: 5
Coding region: 1-957 (318 amino acids)
Biological process (GO): potassium ion transport; proton transmembrane transport
Cellular component (GO): mitochondrial inner membrane
Source: RefSeq, a predicted model, not a curated record